UAUCUGCAAAAUCUCUUUUUAGGAGGGACUUUACGGUCUUUCAAUGGCUUAAUUACUGUCCGCUCUCGUUUAGUUUCGAGCAUUUUGUUCGUGAAGCCGCCUCCGCACUCUCCGUACUCGCGAUCUCCUCGGCCCCGAUGGAUUGGCAAGGCCAGAAGCUCUCAGAGAAGAUGAUGGAGAUAAUGCUCGUCAUAUUCUCUGUUGUCUCCUUCAUUGUUGGGUAUACUAUUGGGUCAUUCCAAAUGAUGCUUUUUAUUUAUGCCGGCGGAGUUCUCUUGACUGCAUUGAUCACCAUUCCCAAUUGGCCGUUCUUUAAUCGCCACCCUCUGAAUUGGUUGGACCCGAGUGAGGCGGAGCGCCACCCGAAACCGCAGGUGGUUGCACCCUCAAAGAAGAAGGGAUCCAAGAACCAUCAGAAGUAGGGUUCAUGUUGCAGGUUAGACUUGAAAAGAUUUGUUGAUGAGAAAAUGACUGAUCCAGUUGAAUGCUUCUCUUAGUGGAUUCUUAUGGAUUGAUAUUGUUCUGUGUUGCCAAUUGAAUUCUAAACUUUACAUAGAUUGCAUGUUGCUUUGACAUAUUUGUUUUUCUAUCUUCUGCUUGUGUUGAAUAUGCUUUGAAGCUCAGGAAUUUAGUUUAGCAUGGUCAUCAUA
Molecule: messenger RNA, 650 nt
Organism: Asparagus officinalis (garden asparagus)
Lineage: Eukaryota; Viridiplantae; Streptophyta; Magnoliopsida; Asparagales; Asparagaceae
Product: probable signal peptidase complex subunit 1
Exons: 2
Coding region: 138-422 (94 amino acids)
Biological process (GO): protein targeting to ER
Cellular component (GO): signal peptidase complex; endoplasmic reticulum membrane
Source: RefSeq, a predicted model, not a curated record